Molecule: messenger RNA, 1234 nt
Organism: Pocillopora verrucosa
Lineage: Eukaryota; Metazoa; Cnidaria; Anthozoa; Scleractinia; Pocilloporidae
Product: EF-hand calcium-binding domain-containing protein 11-like
Cellular component (GO): cytoplasm
Molecular function (GO): calcium ion binding
Source: RefSeq, a predicted model, not a curated record
CUGAGAUAAUUUUCUACUCUUUCAGAUAUUGACAACUGCAAGUCAGCGUCUAUAGUGACAUGGAAAACUACAUUCCUAAGUUGCCACUUAGAAAAUCCUUGAGGCAUAUCACAGAAGACAGACUGAGUCAAAUUGUACAAACUUUCCAUGAUGCAGAUGAAGAGGGCAAAGGAUUUUUGUCUAGUGAGGAUCUCAAAGUGGCAUUUGUGUCCCUUUUUGGGUACAAGCCAUCCAAAAAUGAAGUAGCACAACUCAUGGGCAAAACACAAACUGCAGUUUCCAGAGUCAACACUUUAUCACCUGGUGAUCAACCCCUAGCUACAAAACCAAAGGCCUUUGGGGGUGAAAAAACCUCUGAUCACAACCAUAUGUCUUUGGAACAUUUCACAGAGAUAGCAAAAAAGAAGAUUUUGGCAGAAGAUAACAAUGACGAAAUUCGUCAGAUGUUUAUUGCAUUUGAUGUCAUGUGCUAUGGUUUUAUCACAUUAGAUAUUGCUAAGAGGAUAUUUCAGCAUGUUGCACCCUUUUUAGACUCUGUUACCAUAGAGAAGCUGUUUCGUGAGGCAGAUAUGGACCGAGAUGGGAGAGUGAGUUACAGAGAUUUUGAAUUCAUCAUGAACUUUGAGCUGGACGAGUGGCUGUAAAGGAAAAAUCUUACCCUUAUCCAUGUUUUAAAAAACGUUGAUUUGCUCUGAUUUUGGUAUUAAAAAUAUGUCACAUACAUAUAAUUUAACGACUGUGAAUAUAUGAAAUCAUAUACAUGAAGUGUGGAUUAAGAAAUUAAUAUGAAAGCUAUCUUAGUAGUGAUGAACACUACUUAAGCAGUAGUUAAAAAAAAGCCUGAAAAGAAUUCAGGCCUGUACAGGAUUUGAAUCCAUGACCUCUGUGAUACUGGUGCAGUGCUCUACCAACUGAGCUAACUAGCAUGUUAUUCUCAGUGAAAUAUAAAAAUGAAACACUGUGAAACUAUUAAUCAUUUGGAAGGAGUUAACUAAAUACAAAAAUGUUCAAAGAAAGAGACAUUACCUAUUAUAUUGGUGGAGAUCAAAUUCAGGGAAGUUGAGUCAAAACUAACACAGUGGUUUAAGACUUAAUUACGAUAUCAUAACAUGGUGAAAAACUUGCAGAACUCUCAAACAAGCCUGAAGACUAUGUGAAUGAGUAAAAUCAGUACGAAUUAACAAAUUUUGUUUACACACAAUUGUUUUUCUUGACUCAGUUAAUUCUUUAACUC